Messenger RNA from Tachysurus vachellii, 1737 nucleotides. RefSeq names its product ubiquitin domain containing 2 (gene ubtd2). The record is from RefSeq and is a predicted model, not a curated record. The transcript has 3 exons. NCBI's taxonomy places the organism in Eukaryota, Metazoa, Chordata, Actinopteri, Siluriformes, Bagridae. The coding region runs from base 48 to 809 and encodes 253 amino acids. Gene Ontology annotation, molecular function: protein binding.
GUGUGUGUGUGCGCGCGCGCACUCGGCAGCCCGCCUCUGGCCGGCUGAUGCUGUCGUCUCGUCCCUGUCCAUUCGGCUCAGGAAAGGGGGGAGAGACGAAGCGAGAGAAAACAUCCAUGGGUGGCUGUGUGGGCAGUCAUCAUGACUCUUCGGGCAGCUUAAACGAAAACUCAGACGGAACUGGAGUGGCACUGGGGCGCAACCAGCCCCUGAAGAGAGAGAAGCCCAAAUGGAAGAGCGAUUACCCGAUGACCGACGGCCAGCUGAGGAGCAAGCGUGAUGAAUUCUGGGACACGGCGCCUGCAUUCGAGGGCCGCAAAGAGAUCUGGGACGCGCUCAAGGCUGCAGCACAGGCCUUCGAGAGCAACGACCACGAGCUCGCUCAGGCAAUCAUCGAUGGAGCGAGCAUCACUCUACCGCACGGUGCUCUGACUGAGUGCUACGAUGAACUGGGUAACCGCUACCAGCUGCCCGUCUACUGCCUCUCUCCACCCGUCAACAUGAUCGAGGAAAAGAGCGAUACCGAGACUGCCGAAGCCCCCGAGGCUCCGCCCACCGAAGGACACGAGUGCCAGCUGCGUCUGCGUCUGUCGACGGGUCGCGACCUGCGUCUGGCCGUGCGCUCCGGAGACAGCGUGCUCUUCAUGAAGCGCCGUCUGCAGGCUCAGGAGGGUCUCGAGGCGUCCAGCCAGCGCUGGUUCUUCUCGGGCCGACCGCUCAGCGACCGCAUGAAGCUGCACGAGCUCAACAUCUCUAAAGACUACGUGGUCCAGGUGAUCGUCAGCCAGCCGCCGCCCGUGGAGAACUGACGCGGAUCGCCCUGCGAAGACUCUGAGGAAAGAUAAACUGGGGAAAGAGUUCCGUGUAGAACGUCGGAGAUCUUUCCUAGAGGAGGAACGAGGUUCCUGCGAACACGUUGCUCUAAAGAGCCACAAGACGGCAGAAGAUUCAUCAAGUGCUUUUUCUUCUCUUAUUAAGUUUUUUUCUUCUCCUGAUGUUUAUGUCUGCAAGGCAGACCUGAAAUACGGACGUCUGAAUCUCCGCGGCGUUCCCGAGAGACUUCCGGACCUCGUCUCGGCUUUUAACGGAUACCGUUUUUUUUUUAAAAAAUAAAGGUUUUUUUUAACGAAAUAAAAAUAUUUCCUCCUGAACUAGUCAGGGAACAUACGGACUUAUAAAAGAAGGACUUUCUAAAUCAUAAAAUUACUUUUUACUCGCUCUUUUAAGUCAGGCGUGCAUUUAAACCUCUCUGCACUAUAAAACAAUCCUAAAGUCAUGCGCUGUUUUUUGUUUGUUUUAGAGGUUUUGGAGAAGGGAACUUGUGGGUUUUUUUUUCCCUUUGUGUCAUGAAUCAAAUUUCCCUUUUGUUGCUUUGACACGGGGGAAGUGUCUCCAUGCUGUACGUCUGUCAUCGUAGCGUAGAUGAGAUGGAAGAUGACGAGAAUCUGGUCGUUCCACCAGGUUUCCAUGGCACCUGCCUGUCUCUCUCUCUCUCUUUCUCUAUUUUUAAAUCAGUGUAAUCACGGACCCAGGGGCCGAGGAAGAAAGGAAGGGUUGAUUGACUGUCUCGGCACCAUAACAGGUGCUACAGCGACAGAAAAAGAGACACUAACGCUGUGCGCCCGAAGCCGGCGAACGCCUCUGUCGCGUCGAAGGGGAAAUGGCAAGAAAAAAAAAUAAUGAUGGCUUAUUUUAAUGAUACAGAAUGUGUUUUUAAUUAAAACAUGAACGUUUCUA